Oryzias melastigma (Indian medaka) is the source of this 2838-nucleotide messenger RNA. Its product is annotated as protocadherin alpha-8. Gene Ontology annotation, cellular component: plasma membrane. Gene Ontology annotation, biological process: homophilic cell-cell adhesion. The coding region runs from base 108 to 2525 and encodes 805 amino acids. The record is from RefSeq and is a predicted model, not a curated record. Gene Ontology annotation, molecular function: calcium ion binding. The transcript is spliced from 2 exons. NCBI's taxonomy places the organism in Eukaryota, Metazoa, Chordata, Actinopteri, Beloniformes, Adrianichthyidae.
UGCAGAUGCACUGGAACGGGGUGCGAAUGAGACGGCCUUUUGAUCGUAUCUAGGAUAUUCAGAUGAAAAUCUAAAGGGAUUUUGGUUUUUGUUUGUGGUGGACAACGAUGGAAAAAGGAGCGGGGCCUCGUUUGAAGAAGCGCUGCUGGAUUUGGUUUUCUUUGCCUUUUCUGCUGGUUUUCGGUCAUCAUGCUGUGGCUGAACUCAGGUACUCUGUUCCCGAGGAGAUUAAAGACGGAACGGUGGUAGGAAAUGUCGCAAAGGAUCUCGGACUGGAUAAAUCCUCUUUAAAAGAUCGUCGUUUCCGUGUUGUGUCUGAAUCUAAGGACCAUUAUUUUGACGUCGAUUCUAAUAACGGGGCCUUAAAGGUACGUUCGAAAAUCGACAGAGAGGAGCUGUGUGAGGGGAACGGGCCGUGCCUCAUCGAGCUGCAGAUUCUUGUUGAAAACCCUCUAGAAAUACAUCACGUUGUAGUAGAAAUAACAGAUGUGAACGAUCACUCCCCGGUGUUUUUGGAAAAGGAGCAAGUCUUUGAAAUUGGAGAACAAUCAUCUCCUGGUGCGCGAUUCCAGCUGCACGCCGCGCGCGAUACCGACGCUGGCGCAAACUCCAUCCGCACAUACACACUAACGCCAAACGAACACUUCGACAUAGAAAUAAGCGAUGAAGAGAAAAUUCCAUUUUUACUUUUAAAGAAGUCACUGGAUAGAGAACAAAAGAACAAACACGUUCUUUUUGUCACAGCAGUUGAUGGAGGUAGACCCCAAAGAACAGGAACUCUGAACGUAACAGUUAUUGUUCUUGAUACCAAUGACAACCGUCCCACUUUUAGUCAGGAGAUUUACCAAGUUGAAAUACAAGAAAAUGCGUCUGUAGGCACACGUGUUGCCAGAGUGAAUGCAACAGAUCCAGACCAGGGACCGAACGGACAAAUAGAGUAUAGCCUCAGCAAAAUGUUACCGCGUAAAGUUUAUGACAUAUUUGAUCUUGACAUUUCAAGUGGAGAAAUUAAAUUAAAAGGUGGACUGGAUUUUGAAGAAUCUGAUACAUACAAAUUAGACAUUCAGGCGUCAGAUAAAGGACAACCUCCUCUAAUAGGUCGAUGUAGGCUAAUUAUAAAAAUAAAAGAUGUUAAUGACAACGCUCCUGAGAUUGAUGUCAAAUCAUUGUCAGAAAGCAUAUCUGAAGACUCAAAACUUGGCACAGUUGUUGCACUGAUAAGCGUAACGGAUAAAGACUCAGCUCUGAAUGGAAAAAUACUUCUUCACUUAAAUAAUGAUGUACCUUUUGCUCUUAAACCUUCCUAUAAAGAAAAUAUGUAUUCAUUUGUUACAAAAGAUGGUCUUGAUAGAGAAAAGGAGAACCAAUACACAAUAACAAUACAAGCCACUGACUGUGGCAAUCCACCUUUGGUUACUUUCAAAUUUCUCAGGAUUCAGAUUUCAGAUGUUAAUGAUAACAACCCACAGUUCUCACAGAACCCAUUAUAUUUUUACCUGACAGAAAACAACAAAAUUGGAGCAUCUCUGUUUUCAGUGACUGCAGAAGACAUGGAUGUUAAUGAAAAUUCAGUAAUUUCAUAUCACAUUGUCCGUGAGAAUGACGCAACAAGUUUCCUCAGUAUAAACUCUGAAACAGGAGAAAUUUCAGCUCUGAAAAGCUUUGACUUUGAAAGUGUGAAAACGUUCCAGUUCCACGUUGUUGCCACAGAUUCUGGAAGUCCUCCUCUGAGCAGCAACGUGACAGUGAACGUGUUCAUUCUGGAUCAGAAUGACAACGCUCCAGUCAUCCUGUAUCCAGUCAGCUCCAACGGUUCUGCUGAAGGGGUGGAGGAGAUUCCCCGCAACGUGAACGCAGGACACUUGGUGACUAAAGUGCGAGCCUAUGACGCUGAUAUAGGAUAUAACGGCUGGCUGCUGUUCUCACUGCAGCAAGUGACUGACCACAGUCUCUUUGCUUUGGACCGCUAUACAGGACAGAUCCGAACUCUCCGCUCGUUCACAGAGACAGACGAGGCUGAACACAAACUGCUCAUCCUGGUCAAAGACAAUGGCAACGUUUCCCUCUCAGCAACAGCUACUGUCAUUGUCAAACUUGUGGAGCCCAAAGAGGCUUUUGCAGCUUCUGAUGUUCAAAGUGCAGCAGCGGAGGAUGAAGACAGUCACGUGACUUUCUACCUCAUCAUCACUUUGGGCUCCGUUUCCCUGCUGUUUCUCAUCAGCAUCAUCGUGCUGAUUGCAAUGCAAUGCUCCAAGUCCACAGACUAUACUUCCAAAUAUCUGCCAGAGCCCAAUUAUGAUGGAACACUGUGUCACAGCAUCCAGUACAGAUCUGGAGACAAACGCUACAUGUUAGUGGGACCCAGAAUGAGUGUUGGAUCUACCAUAGUUCCUGGAAGUCACGCAAACACACUUGUGCUUCCUGAUAGGAGGAAAACUUCAGAUGAGGUAUGUUGGGAUAUGUUUUUCCUAUGCAUUACAUUCUUUGUUUUUUUUUCUUUUGCUUCUUUGGUCUUUAAAAAUUAAUUUAUUGAUAUUUAAAUUUUCAAUCUAGUAUUUUAUUUAUCUAUUUUUUUACCUGUUGUUUUAAAUAGGUGCAUUAGAACAAUUUAGAAAAAAUAGCAAGUUUGUCUCCCUUUCAGAGGUUCAAUAAGUGAUCUUUGAGUUCCAAAGCUUUUCUGUUUUCAGUUCAAGCAGUGUGAGCUAUCUUACCUUUGGUUAAGCUUGUUUCCUAAAUAACUAAAACAGAAUUGGAUAUCACUGUAUAUAACUAUAUGGCUAAAGUUUAAUAAUGUUUCUAAAAGGUUUCUCUGAAGCAGGGCUCUUUAAAGAUAAUGUA